Molecule: messenger RNA, 1988 nt
Organism: Equus caballus (horse)
Lineage: Eukaryota; Metazoa; Chordata; Mammalia; Perissodactyla; Equidae
Gene: KLHL9
Product: kelch like family member 9
Biological process (GO): protein ubiquitination; regulation of cytokinesis
Cellular component (GO): Cul3-RING ubiquitin ligase complex
Molecular function (GO): cullin family protein binding; ubiquitin-protein transferase activity
Source: RefSeq, marked validated
UCCGGCGUACGUCUUUGUGCAAGAGGAAAGCUUUCACAUGAAAGUGUCUCUUGGUAACGGCGAUAUGGGCGUCUCUGCCCAUUUGCAGCCUUGCAAAGCAGGAACCACACGUUUCUUUACCAGCAAUACUCACAGUUCGGUGGUGUUGCAAGGCUUUGAUCAGCUUAGAAUAGAAGGAUUGCUUUGUGAUGUGACUCUGGUCCCGGGUGAUGGAGAUGAAAUCUUCCCUGUUCACAGAGCUAUGAUGGCAUCUGCUAGUGAUUAUUUCAAGGCUAUGUUCACAGGGGGAAUGAAAGAACAAGAUUUAAUGUGCAUUAAGCUUCAUGGAGUGAACAAGGUUGGUCUGAAGAAAAUAAUUGAUUUUAUUUAUACUGCAAAACUUUCUCUUAAUAUGGACAAUCUUCAGGACACACUUGAAGCUGCCAGCUUUUUACAAAUUUUACCUGUUUUGGAUUUCUGUAAAGUGUUUCUUAUUUCAGGAGUCUCUUUAGAUAACUGUGUUGAAGUUGGGCGAAUUGCUAACACCUAUAAUCUCAUAGAAGUGGAUAAAUAUGUCAAUAAUUUCAUCCUGAAGAAUUUUCCUGCGUUAUUGAGUACUGGGGAGUUUCUAAAACUCCCUUUUGAACGGCUCGCCUUUGUGCUUUCCAGCAAUAGUCUUAAGCACUGUACCGAACUCGAGCUGUUCAAGGCUGCCUGUCGCUGGCUAAGGUUGGAAGACCCUCGGAUGGAAUGUGCUGCAAAAUUAAUGAAGAAUAUUCGAUUUCCACUGAUGACACCACAGGACCUCAUCAAUUAUGUGCAGACAGUAGAUUUCAUGAGAACAGACAAUACCUGUGUGAAUUUGCUUUUGGAAGCCAGCAAUUACCAAAUGAUGCCGUAUAUGCAACCAGUGAUGCAGUCAGAUAGAACUGCCAUUCGAUCUGACUCAACGCACUUGGUUACAUUAGGAGGAGUUUUGAGGCAGCAGCUGGUUGUCAGUAAAGAAUUACGGAUGUAUGAUGAAAGGGCACAAGAGUGGAGAUCUUUAGCCCCCAUGGAUGCUCCUCGUUACCAGCAUGGCAUUGCUGUCAUUGGAAACUUUCUUUAUGUAGUUGGUGGUCAAAGUAAUUACGAUACGAAAGGAAAAACUGCCGUCGAUACAGUUUUCAGAUUUGAUCCUCGGUAUAAUAAAUGGAUGCAGGUUGCAUCAUUAAAUGAAAAGCGCACAUUCUUCCACUUGAGUGCCCUCAAAGGACAUUUGUAUGCUGUUGGUGGGCGAAGUGCAGCUGGUGAACUGGCUACAGUAGAAUGUUACAACCCAAGAAUGAAUGAGUGGAGUUAUGUCGCAAAAAUGUGCGAACCCCACUAUGGCCAUGCUGGAACAGUGUAUGGAGGCUUAAUGUAUAUUUCAGGAGGAAUUACUCACGACACUUUCCAAAACGAGCUCAUGUGUUUUGACCCAGAUACAGACAAAUGGACACAAAAGGCUCCAAUGACUACAGUCAGAGGUCUGCAUUGCAUGUGUACAGUUGGAGACAAGCUCUAUGUCAUUGGUGGCAAUCACUUCAGAGGAACAAGUGAUUAUGAUGAUGUUCUAAGCUGUGAAUACUAUUCGCCGACCCUUGACCAGUGGACACCAAUUGCUGCUAUGUUAAGAGGUCAAAGUGAUGUUGGAGUUGCUGUCUUUGAAAAUAAAAUCUAUGUUGUAGGUGGAUAUUCUUGGAAUAAUCGUUGUAUGGUUGAAAUUGUCCAGAAAUAUGACCCAGAAAAGGAUGAGUGGCAUAAAGUUUUUGACCUUCCAGAGUCACUUGGUGGCAUUCGAGCUUGUACUCUCACAGUUUUUCCACCUGAAGAAAACCCUGGGUCACCUUCUAGAGAGUCACCUCUUUCAGCACCUUCAGAUCAUUCUUAGGAAUAAGGUAUAAUACCUUUGCAAUGCAUCAUGGAUGAUCUCCUACUUCCCUGUCAGCUGUGUCUUCUUACAGUGAUUGGUAGUUAUUAGAUAGAGA